GUCAACAAUAAGCCGCGCGAUGUAGUGCGCGGGGGGCGGGCGCCGGGCUCGGAGGGGCGCCUCCAUGGAGCCCCCGCGGAGGUGCUGCCGCCGCCGCCGCCGCCUCCUCGACCUGGAUGCCGGAGGGCCAGGGCCGGAGCCGGCGUGGGCUCCUAGCAAGCCGUGAUGCUCCUGCUGGAGGAGGGCGGCGAGCCGGCUUCGGCCCCGGCCUCCCCGGCCGUGAUGGCGCCGCGGAGGAGGAGGAGGGCCGUCUACCGCAUCUCGGUGACCCUGGUCAAGAAGGAGGCGCUGGCCGUGGCCCCCUGGCCCCCGCACGGGCUCCUCCUGGAAGAGGAGGAAGAGGACGAGGAGGAGGAGGAGGAGGACGCCGAGCAGGAGCCGGAAAGGGGGCGCGGCGCCGCGGCCUCUUUCCGCAGUUUCCGGGCGCUGAGCACCGGGCAGCUGGAGCUGGGCCGCCUCAAGGUGUCCUCCCGCCGCAGCCACGCCGGGCCCACCCCUCCGCCGCCCCCGCCGCCCCUCCCUCCGCCUCUGCCGCCUUUGCGCCGGAGCUGCAGCUUCCGCCACUGGAGCGGCGGCGGUGGCGGAGGCGCCGAAGGGCUGAGGCUGCGCGCUUUGGCUCGGAGCAAGCGGCACAGCAGCUCAGGAUGCCUGGCUCUCGGGCCCGGAGCAGGCCGGUCGCGGAGCGUCGGGAGGAAGGCAGCCCCCGAGGAAGAGGAGGCGGAGGAGGAGGAAGGCCCCCGGAGCCCCACUGCCACUGCCGCCUCGUCCUCGCCUCAGGAGCGCCGCCUCCUCCUCAGCCGCUUCUUCAGCGGCGUCUUCUCGCCCUUCGGGAGCCCCCUCGGAAGGGGGCCGCGCGCCCGAGCCUCCAGCGCCGGAAGCAGCGCCUGCAAGAGGAGGCAUGGCCCCCAAGAGGGACCCCGCAGCAGAGAUGCCUUUGUAAAUAGCCAGGAAUGGACACUGAGUCGAUCUGUGCCAGAACUCAAAGUGGGAAUUGUAGGAAAUUUAGCUAGUGGGAAAUCUGCUCUUGUACAUCGAUAUCUGACUGGGACAUAUGUCCAAGAGGAAUCACCAGAAGAUAUGGAUGCAGGUGGGAGAUUCAAGAAAGAGAUAGUAGUUGAUGGACAGAGUUAUCUUCUGCUUAUUAGAGAUGAAGGAGGUCCUCCAGAGGCCCAGUUUGCCAUGUGGGUGGAUGCUGUUAUAUUUGUCUUCAGUCUCGAGGAUGAAAUUAGCUUCCAGACUGUUUACCACUACUAUAGCCGUAUGGCAAACUAUCGUAACACUAAUGAAAUCCCAAUGGUACUAGUGGGAACUCAGGAUGCUAUAAGUUCCAGUAACCCUCGUGUAAUUGAUGACGGCAGAGCACGAAAGUUGUCAAAUGAUUUGAAAAGAUGCACCUACUAUGAAACCUGUGCUACCUAUGGACUGAAUGUGGAGAGAGUCUUUCAGGAUGUUGCACAGAAGAUUGUUGCAACAAGGAAAAAACAGCAGCUUUCAAUAGGUCCUUGCAAAUCAUUGCCAAACUCCCCAAGCCACUCAUCUGUAUGUUCAGCCCAGGUGUCUGCAGUACAUAUCAGCCAGACCAGUAACGGAGGAGGGAGCUUAAGUGAUUAUUCUUCCUCUGUCCCAUCUACUCCAAGCACCAGCCAGAAGGAACUACGGAUUGAUGUCCCACCUACUACCAACACUCCAACACCCGUUCGUAAGCAGUCCAAGCGCCGGUCAAACCUUUUCACAUCUCGGAAAGGGAGCGACCCAGACAAAGAGAAGAAAGGUUUGGAGAGCAGAGCAGAUAGCAUUGGAAGCGGCCGUGCAAUCCCAAUUAAACAGGGCAUGCUGCUAAAGAGAAGUGGCAAGUCGUUAAAUAAAGAAUGGAAGAAGAAAUAUGUUACUCUUUGUGAUAAUGGUGUACUAACGUAUCAUCCAAGUUUACAUGAUUAUAUGCAGAAUGUUCAUGGGAAAGAAAUUGACCUCCUGAGAACCACAGUGAAAGUCCCAGGGAAAAGGCCGCCUCGAGCCACAUCAGCGUGUGUACCUAUCUCUAGUCCGAAAACAAAUGGCUUGUCCAAAGACAUGAGCACCUUACAUAUCUCGCCAAAUUCAGGAAAUGUGACAACUAGUACUUCUGUGUCUCAGAUGACAAGUGGCAUCAGUCUUGUUUCCUUCAACAGUCGGCCUGAUGGAAUGCAUCAACGUUCCUAUUCAGUCUCCAGUGCUGACCAGUGGAGUGAGGUGACAGUCGUUGCAAACUCAGGCAUCAGUAGUGAUACCGGCUUGGGAGAUUCUGUGUGUUCCAGCCCAAGUAUAUCUAGUACUACAAGUCCAAAACUGGACCCUCCUCCUUCUCCCCAUGCAAACCGAAAAAAACAUCGCAGGAAGAAAAGCACAAGCAAUUUUAAAGCUGAUGGUAUCUCAGGCACUGCAGAAGCCAAACGCAAAGCAUGGAAACUAAAUCGUGUUGGUAGCCUGCGAAAUAUAUACAGCAGCAGCAGCACCAACACUGAAGAACAAGAAGAAAAUUUUGAAUUUAUCAUUGUAUCCCUCACUGGUCAGACUUGGCACUUUGAAGCAACAACAUAUGAAGAAAGAGAUGCCUGGGUCCAGGCUAUAGAGAGUCAGAUCCUGGCCAGUUUGCAGUCAUGUGAGAGCAGCAAGAAUAAGUCCCGACUGACAAGUCAGAAUGAGGCCAUGGCCCUUCAGUCAAUAAGAAACAUCACAGGCAAUUCUCGCUGUGUGGACUGUGAGGUACAAAAUCCUGAUUGGGCAAGCUUAAAUCUGGGGGCGCUCAUGUGUAUUGAAUGUUCAGGGAUACAUCGAAACCUUGGCACACACCUGUCCCGUGUCCGUUCCCUUGAUUUGGACGAUUGGCCUAUAGAACUCAUCAAAGUAAUGUCCGCAAUUGGGAAUGAGCUAGCAAACAGUGUGUGGGAGGAAAACACCCAGGGUCGGGUAAAGCCAUCUCCAGAUUCCACAAGGGAGGAAAAGGAACACUGGAUCCGUGCAAAGUAUGAACAGAAGCUCUUCCUUGCUCCUCUGCAAUGCUUAGAGCUCUCCUUAGGCCAACACUUGCUAAGAGCAACUGCUGAGGAAGAUUUGCGAACUGUCAUCCUGCUUCUUGCACAUGGGACACGAGAAGAAGUGAAUGAAACCUGUGGAGAUGGAGAUGGACGUUCUUCCUUACAUUUGGCUUGUCGGAAAGGAAAUGUUGUGUUGGUGCAGCUCUUAAUUUGGUAUGGAGUUGAUGUUAUGGCUCGGGAUGCCCAUGGAAACAGUGCAUUAGCCUAUGCCAGGCAAGCCACAAGUCAAGAGUGCAUUGACGUCCUUCUGCAGUACGGUUGUCCAGAUGAGCGCUUUGUUCUCAUGGCGACUCCCAAUUUAUCCAGGAAGAACACUAACAGGAACAACAGCAGUACAAGAAUGCCGACCAUAAUCUGAAGGAUUUGGUUCUUGUUUUCCAGCAUUACUAACAUUUACCACCACAUAUUAUGCAUUAAUUUGACAGCUGAUUUCUGUGCGUCUUUUAAAAAAAACCCUUCUCCUUUUCUCCUUAGUUCUCACUUUCUCCAUAGGGGAAAAUGCCUGGAUAUUGCAAAAGAGGCAAGAAGGAGAAAAGAAGACUGCUGAAACCAUGUAUUUAAAUUAAAAGAUCUUGAGUGAUGAAAAUAUAAAAGGGAGGGGGAGACAAAGAGAGGUCAUGGGUUCUCUAAUGAUAGCCCACGACAUGGGACCAUUUGACUAGGUGUCUCUAGGCAGGCUCCUACAAGCGAGUUACUGGGGGGAAACAACAGGGGGAAGAAGAGAAGGCACAGUAACUUUCCUUAACUGACAGUUAAGCGCAUUAGUACGUUUCACCUCUACCAAGCUGAACAUUUGGAUUUCAUUCUCUUUUCUGAAGAGCUUGACAGCAUAAAUCAGAGGCAAGCACAGAGUUUGUCAGGUUUGAAGCUCCUAUGAUGGUAUGUGUCAAAUCAGUUGUAGCUAAUCUGUCCAGGGAGAAUACUGGCUUCAUUACACUUGUAUAGUUGAGUUCUUCCAGCAUUACUGCUGUUUAAUAGAACAUGAUUAGUCAUCACGGAGAAAAAAGCAUAUUAGCUGAGGAGGUAGUUACAUGGCACGCUUCGGUGAUUGCUUGGAUGUGAUUGCAAUAUUCUUAGAAGCAUCAUAUUAUCUCAGACAUGUUCUUUCAAGCCCUUGGAGCCCUCCUUUCUAAAUUCACUGUCAUAAUUUAGUAUCUGUUUAAUUUUUCAGUCCAAAGAGAGGAAAUCAGUUGCUGAGUCUUAUUUGACUGCAGCCUCCUUGGUGUAAAAACAAAAUGGAAAAAAUAAAUAAGAAUAGCGAUGAAAUAGGGAGUGCAAAGGAAUAA
Anolis sagrei ordinatus is the source of this 4360-nucleotide messenger RNA. RefSeq names its product ArfGAP with GTPase domain, ankyrin repeat and PH domain 1 (gene AGAP1). NCBI's taxonomy places the organism in Eukaryota, Metazoa, Chordata, Lepidosauria, Squamata, Anolidae. Gene Ontology annotation, molecular function: GTPase activator activity; protein binding; GTPase activity. Gene Ontology annotation, biological process: activation of GTPase activity. The record is from RefSeq and is a predicted model, not a curated record.